Vicia villosa (hairy vetch) is the source of this 1185-nucleotide messenger RNA. RefSeq lists its product as uncharacterized. Gene Ontology annotation, molecular function: S-adenosylmethionine-dependent methyltransferase activity. The record is from RefSeq and is a predicted model, not a curated record. Bases 127 to 933 code for a protein of 268 amino acids. NCBI's taxonomy places the organism in Eukaryota, Viridiplantae, Streptophyta, Magnoliopsida, Fabales, Fabaceae. The transcript has 6 exons.
UGUUUAAUUUUUGAACGGAAGCGAUUGAAGAAUUAUCUAUCGUAAAGAAUAAUAAUAAAAAAAAGAAAGCAGAGGUUGGAAAAAGAAAAGGUUGAAGGGAAAAUCGAGGAAAAGGAAGAAGAAGGAAUGAGUGCUACUACUCUCUCUCUAACUCCCACCCCUCUCGUGGGUUCUUCUUCUUAUCAUUAUUCCAAUCCAAACCCUAAUUUCAAUGCCUUCUUCUUCUUUUCCUCCAAUUACAACCCUAAACUCAAACCAACAACCCUAUCAUCAUCAUCAUCUAGGACCACGUGUGUUUAUGGACACGUGAAUAGAGAUUCAGAUUACGAAGUUGAAAAUGGGUUAGGCUAUUUUGAUUCCGAUGAGGAACUAGGCACUCUUGUUCGAACUCAGGUUCAAACUGUCGCCGAAGGAUCACCCUCCAGCAGGCCAUCUGACUACGACCCUGCUCCUGAUGUUGAUUAUCUACAGGAGUUAUUGGCCAUUCAACAACAAGGACCUAGAACUAUUGGCUUUUUUGGAACACGGAACAUGGGAUUCAUGCACCAGGAAUUAAUUGAGAUUCUUAGCUAUGCUAUGGUUAUAACUAAAAACCACAUAUACACAUCUGGAGCAUCUGGGACAAAUGCAGCUGUUAUCCGGGGUGCUUUAAGAGCAGAGAAACCAGAAUUGCUUACAGUUAUAUUACCCCAAAGUUUAAGCAAACAGUCUCCUGAGAGUCAGGAGCUGUUAUCCAAGGUGAAAAAUGUGAUAGAGAAGCCCCAUAAUGAUCAUCUACCUUUAUUAGCAGCCAGCAGGCUAUGUAAUAUGGAUAUCAUUUCACAUGUCCAGCAAGUCAUUUGCUUUGCUUUCCACGACAGUAGGUUGCUGAUGGAAACAUGUCAAGAAGCAAAAAAUAUGCGGAAAAUUGUGACUCUCUUCUACCUUGACUGAGGCAAUUUUUAUCCAUGUGUAUACAUUAUUUCUCUGCCUAAGUAGGGGUUGGGAGGGUAGUGCUUAUCUUUAGUUUGUAAUUAGUAUUUCAUUAUUGUUUUAAAGAUUAGUUAGAAAGGUAAACUUAAUCACAUUAUUGGAGAAUGGCUGUAGACUUUUCAUUUUAAAACAGAGGACGUUGUCCUUAUAUUUACUCAAAACUCUAUUUUGGGCAGUGAAAUUGAUUGGAUGCACACGUUUGAACCGUUUAAA